Molecule: messenger RNA, 4231 nt
Organism: Rattus rattus (black rat)
Lineage: Eukaryota; Metazoa; Chordata; Mammalia; Rodentia; Muridae
Gene: Csf1
Product: colony stimulating factor 1
Exons: 9
Coding region: 446-2146 (566 amino acids)
Biological process (GO): positive regulation of macrophage differentiation; osteoclast differentiation
Cellular component (GO): membrane
Molecular function (GO): growth factor activity; cytokine activity
Source: RefSeq, a predicted model, not a curated record
ACAGAGCGACUGGAAAGAGAGCUAGCGGAGAGUACUAGGCGGCCCGCUUGGGGGAAGGGAGUCGGCGGUUCAGUGGGCCUCUGGGGUGUAGUAUGUGUCAGUGCCUGUGAGUGUGUUUUGUGUGUGUGUGUGUGUGUGUGUGUGUGUGUGUGUGUGUGUGUGUGUGUGUGUGUGUCUUUUUCUGGCGGAGGGCCAGGGUGAUUUCCCAUAAACCACAUGCCCCGCCAGCCCGCCCGCUUAAAAGGCUGUGCCGAGGACUGGCCAGCGAAGCUCGGCCAGGGGAAAGUGAAAGUUUGCCUCGGUGCUCUCGGUGUCGCUGCGGCUCUCUGCAUCCCGGGACAGCAGCGUGGCCCUCGACCGCGGCGCAGGCUCUCCAGCCACUAGGGAGCAAGGAAGCGAACGAACCAGGGCGGCCAACACGCCGUGCCGGGACCCAGCUGCCCGUAUGACCGCGCGGGGCGCCGCGGGGCGCUGCCCUUCUUCGACAUGGAUGGGCUCCCGGCUGCUGCUGGUCUGUCUCCUGGUGAGCAGGAGUGUUGCCGAGGUGUCGGAGCACUGUAGCCACAUGAUUGGGAAUGGACACCUACAGAUCCUGCAGCAGUUGAUCGACAGCCAAAUGGAGACUGCAUGCCUGAUCGAAUAUAAAUUUGUAGACCAGGAACAGCUGGAUGAUCCCGUUUGCUACCUAAAGAAGGCCUUUGUUUUGGUACAAGUCAUAAUCGAGGAAACCAUGCGCUUUAAAGACAACACCCCCAACGCCAACGCCACUGAGAGGCUCCAGGAACUCUCUAUGAAACUGAACAGCUGCUUUAUCAAGGACUAUAAGGAACAGAACGAGGCCUGUGUCCAAACUUACAAAGAGAGUCCUCUCCGGUUGCUGGAGAAAAUCAAGAAUUUCUUUAAUGAAACAAAGAAUUUCCUUGAAAAGGACUGGAAUAUUUUUAGCAAGAACUGCAAUGACAGCUUUGCUAAAUGCUCUAGCAGAGAUGUGGUGACCAAGCCUGAUUGCAACUGCCUGUACCCUAAAGCCACCCCUAGCAGCGACCUGGCCUCUGCCUCCCCUCACCAGCCCCCUGCCCCCUCCAUGGCCCCUCUGGCUGACUUGGCUUGGGAUGAUUCUCAGAGGACAGAGGGAAGCUCCCUCUUGCCCAGUGAUCUGCCUCUUCGCAUAGAGGACCCAGGCAGUGCUAAGCAGCGACCGCCCAGGAGUACCUGCCAGACCCUCGAGUCAACAGAGCAACCAAAUCACGAGGACCCACAACCUCAUCCUUCUGCGGGGGCCCCCAUCCCUGGGGUGGAAGACAUUAUUGAAUCUUCAAUGGGCACUAACUGGGUCUUAGAAGAAGCUUCUGGAGAGGCUAGUGAGGGAUUUUUGACCCAGGAAAGGAAGUUUUCCCCCUCCAAUCCUGUAGGGGGCAGCAUCCAGGCAGAGACUGACAGACCCUGGGCCCUCUCAGCAUCUUCUCCAUUCCCUAAAUUAACAGAGGAUCAACAGCCAGCGAAUAUAACAGACACCCCGUUGACAGAGGUGAACCCUAUGAGACCCACUGGCCAGACACUGAAUAAUACUCCUGAGAAGACGGAUGGUUCAUCUACACUGCGCGAAGACCAGCAGGAGCCACGCUCUCCCCAUUUUGCCACACUGAAUCCCCAACGAGUCGGCAACUCAGCCACCCCCUAUGCUAAGUUACUGCCUCCCAAAAGCCACUCUUGGGGCAUUGUACUGCCCCUUGGGGAGCUCGAGGGCAAGAAAAGUACUAGAGAUCGAAGGAGCCCCGCAGAGCUGAAAGGAGGACCAGCAAGUGAGGGGGCAGCCAGGCCUGUGGCCCAAAGUACUAGAGAUCGAAGGAGCCCCGCAGAGCUGAAAGGAGGACCAGCAAGUGAGGGGGCAGCCAUGCCUGUGGCCCGUUUUAAUUCCAUUCCUUUGACCGACACAGGCUCUUCUAUUCAGGAUCCCCAGACCUCUGCGUUUGUCUUCUGGGUGCUAGGCAUCAUCCUAGUCUUGCUGGCUGUCGGGGGCCUCCUGUUCUACAGUUGGAAGUGGAGGAGCCAUCAAGACCCUCGGACAUUGGAUUCUUCUGUGGGGCGACCAGAGGGCAGCUCCCUGACCCAGGAUGAGGACAGACAGGUGGAACUGCCAGUGUAGAAAGGAUUCUAAGCUGGGCACACAGGACUAUCUCUUUAUGGAAGGAGACAUUAUGGCAACGUCCACCACUACCCUCUCCUGUCAUCUUCCUGGGAAUGUGGUCUGCCACUACCAGAGCUCCUGCCUACCAAGACUGGAUGAAAGCAGCUUUGAUGGGGAUCUUUCCAUCCUAACCCUUAGACUCUCAACUAAAGAGAGAGGGCUGGAGGAUGCCCCCAGUAUCCUGCCACUAUUUAUUGUGGGCCCUGGAGGCUCGCUGCAUUUGAGGAAGGGCAGCUCAACAGCUCAGGACCCUUUCCCUUAGGGGCUGUUCCCUCCUCUCAAAACCAGAACCUGGCAAGGGACACACUAGCCUGUAUGGCCCAUGGGAGAUCAGGACAGAUGAGAAGGAGCAGAAGAGCCCUGUGCCCAGAAGACCCAACUGGCGCCAAGGAAUCCCAACAUGGACAGGCAGGGACCUGUUUCCCAAGAAGAGAGCCUGACAUUCAAAGGGUGGGACAGCAUCUGCCCAAUUUCCCGUAAAGGCAUAAAGGCACACAGCCCAAAAAACGGGAAGAGGAGGCCUUUGGCUGCUUGUGAUGACAGCUUAAAGGGGUCUACACCCUCAACUUGCCUAAGUGCCCUCUGCUGAUAGCCAGGAAGGAGGGAGACCAGCCCUCCGGACUUAUCUGACCUGGCUCAUGAUGCCAAGAGGAAGACUGAGCUCUAACCUCGUCUCCUCCUGCCCAUAGCCCCUGCCAGAGUUCUUUUGCCAGCAGAGGCACCCCUCAUGAAGGAAGCCAUUGCACUGUGAAUACUGAACCUGCCUGCUGAACAGCCUGUCCAAUCCAUCCCUAUGAGCGAUCAUCCGUCCGAAUGUUCUCCCACUUCCUUCAACCUCUCCUCAGCUUCUUGCACUGAGCUGGCCUCACAUGUUGACUGAGGGAGCCCCUAAGCCCGACCUUCCCCCGCCUCAGCCUUUGAUUGUCCAGGGUGAAGCUGUGGGAGAACUGCCUGGGCUACCAGUCAGAGCUGGUCUUUAGGCUGUGUUCCUUACCCAGGUUUCUGCAUCUUGCACUUUGACAUUCCCAGGAGGGAAGUGACUAGGGGAAGGGAGAGAAGAAGGGGAGACAGAGACAAAGGCCACAGGCAGAGCUAUGAAUGAGAAUGGGUCUUGAAAAUAUGUGUGUACCCCUAAGCUUGAAGUUGAUCUCUAUACUCCAGCCCCUCGCCAGCUGCCUUCCCUACUGCCUGAAGCCUGGAGCUGAGCAGGUUGUCUGGUCCUGAGCUCUGGGGACCGAGCUCCGUGCUCCAGCCCCACCCUCUUCUGGCCUUUGCUCUCCAGACCUGACUCCGGUAGGGAAGGAUACCUUCCCAGUCUCACCUACCCCACCCUGCCAUCUGUAGCCAAGCAAGCCAAGUCUAGAGAGGGAUCAAAAAAAUGGAUCAUUUACUUCCAACUCUGCUCUGAUGCUCUGUUUCCUGGGCCAGGCUAGUCUGUGGUGACCUGGGCAUGGGUGACAAGGCUCUUACUUGCUCCUUGGUCUCUUUAUGCUGCUGCCCCCCCUUUCCUGCCCUCCCUGGCUACUGGGUCGCUAAUCUUUCAGGCCAUGGAUCCGGAGGAGAGUGGUCUAUAGGCUCCACCAGCCCUGUCCUGAGACAGCAGGGGGGUGAGGACACUGGAGACUUUCCCAUGGGGCUUACUUAGCCUUCUAGUUACAGACUAUUUCCACACUAGAAAAUACGUAUUUUUAAAUAGAAGGAAAAACACAGAAACAAACAAAAGGCAUUCUCCUACCCCUCCAUCUUAAACAUACAUUAUUAAAGACAGAAGAGCAAAUCCAACCCAUUGCAAGAGGCUCUUUGUGGGUGCUUGGUUGCAUAAGAGCAGGAGGAGCCCCAAACCCACCUUUGGAGCUUCCCUGCACAGGAACCCCUUCUUCCCUCCAAGAAAGCCCAGAGGGAGCACUGCCUCACCAACUGUGAGACUGCGUUUUUUUAUACUUGGAAGUGGUGAAUUAUUUUAUAUAAGGUCAUUUAAAUAUCUAUUUAAAAAAUAGGAAGCUGCUUUUAUAUUUAAUAAUAAAAGAAGUGCACAAGCUGCCA